AUGGGGAGAAAACAUGAAAAAAGCCCUGGUGAUGACUCAGGAAGCACAGUUCAAACAAGCAAAGAUAAGCAGAAAGUGAAAGAUAGAAGGGAGAAGACUAGGCUCAAAGAACAAGCAUGGAUGAAAAGGCAGAGAGAAAACAAAGCAAAAUAUGAUGAGCUGAAAAAAGUCGAUAGGGAAAGGAGACAGGACGCUAGACUACGAAAACGGCAGCAAGCUCUCUCUCUGAUCCAAUCAUUCAACAAGAACUUACAAAGAAAAAGCGUGAGGAAAAAGUAUCGUCAGAAAAAGAAAGAAAAAGCAGCCAUUUCAUUACCAGAUCCCAAAAUUGCUGAAAUCAAUAAGAGAAAGAUAGAGAAAAAGAAAGAAGCUGUGAAAAGAACCAAAGCAUGGAGAAUGCGCAUCAAGCUGAAGGAUAGUACAAAACAAGGAUGA
This is a messenger RNA of Mya arenaria, 435 nucleotides long. RefSeq names its product splicing regulatory glutamine/lysine-rich protein 1-like. The transcript has 2 exons. Lineage: Eukaryota; Metazoa; Mollusca; Bivalvia; Myida; Myidae. The record is from RefSeq and is a predicted model, not a curated record. Bases 1 to 435 code for a protein of 144 amino acids.